AUGGUAAAGAAAGGAAGCAAAAUUCCAACUCUCGUGAACACUCUGUCGUUACUAAUCGUGCUAGUGUUCUACGUGUUCAGUACAAGUAGUAGUAUUAGUAAUGCUGAAGUUACAAAUUUUACUAAUAAUGAUCUGCCUUCAAGAUCGUCAUUACUGGAAGAAUUUAGUGAAGAAGAAGAAAUGUUAAUGGAGUCGGAGAUUAGUAGAAGAUUUCUUCUUGGUCAAACUAAAGGCAAGAAGUACAUCACAUAUCCAACUCUUAAAAAAGGAGCAGCAGCCAGUUGUAACUCAAAUUCAUAUAGCGGUUGUUUAGGGAAAACAUCAAAUCGGUAUGAUAGAGGUUGCCUCAAGAUUUACCGAUGUAGGCACUGA
This is a messenger RNA of Papaver somniferum (opium poppy), 372 nucleotides long. RefSeq names its product protein RALF-like 1. The record is from RefSeq and is a predicted model, not a curated record. Lineage: Eukaryota; Viridiplantae; Streptophyta; Magnoliopsida; Ranunculales; Papaveraceae. The coding region runs from base 1 to 372 and encodes 123 amino acids. The transcript has a single exon.